Pelobates fuscus (common spadefoot toad) is the source of this 3150-nucleotide messenger RNA. It is a transcript of the gene ABHD17A, whose product is annotated as abhydrolase domain containing 17A, depalmitoylase. Bases 1179 to 2096 code for a protein of 305 amino acids. The record is from RefSeq and is a predicted model, not a curated record. Gene Ontology annotation, molecular function: palmitoyl-(protein) hydrolase activity. The transcript is spliced from 4 exons. NCBI's taxonomy places the organism in Eukaryota, Metazoa, Chordata, Amphibia, Anura, Pelobatidae. Gene Ontology annotation, biological process: protein depalmitoylation; regulation of postsynapse organization. Gene Ontology annotation, cellular component: plasma membrane; endosome membrane.
CAGGAGGCACUUCUAGUGAUUCUCUUCCUGGAAUCAGCUGUCUCUUCCCAUGUAUGUCACCCCUCCCUCCCUGGAACUCACUACCUCUCCUCCCCACCCUCCUUGUCACACUCUCUCUCUCUCCCUCUCUCCUUGUCUCCCUUUCUCUCUCUAUCCCUUCGUCACUUCCAGUCUGAGUCUGAGAGUCACAUCCGGCACCUGGAGAAACACAGAGAGAGAGAGAGAGAGAGACAGACAGGCACAGGGAGAGACUGCCGGCGCAGAGGGGUGGCCUGGGACAACGAGAUCAACGUCAUAGUGUGACCGAGGAAGUGACAGAGGAGACACGGGACAGACAGACAGAGACUAUCUACCUGUGUUGAUCGGCAGGUGGAGUAGAUACCUGUCCGGCCGGUAGCUCCUCACUGCAAUCAAGGCUACCUACCUCUAGAAGCACCCAGUAGACGACCACCAUUUAUCUGAUCCCCUCCAGAGACCUUUAACCGGAUUGACCUCCCAGCCAGAGGCUCCAGAUAUUCUGAAUUCCAUCUUUGGAACACUCAAGACUCAGGUUCCAAACGAGUUAGAAUUUUUUUAUUUUUUUUUUAAAUCUAAGAAAACAUGCAUAUUUGUACACUCUUAUAUGUAUUUUAAAACUAUGACUUUUAUAGGUGUUUCUACUCUCUGCAUUCCCUGGCCAGACUGGAAAUACUGGACUCUGUGAAUAUUUUUUUGCCUGGAGCUGCUUUUUAGAUUUUUCAUAUAUUUUUUUUUUAACCAAAAUAUCUCAAACUUGUAGCUACAUUUUGGGCCUUUUUUGUGUGAAAACCUCACACAGUUCAUGAUCUUAUAAUUUAUUCCGUUUUCUGUGCCAGUGAAGUAAAAAAGACAAAUUGCUAAAUUCUCUAAGAAAAAAAAAACAUCUUCAGAUUGCCCGUGAAGGACUGACCAAAACAAAUGUAUUCCAUUUGUGAAAUAUUGUGCAGUCUUUAAAAUGGAUGUUUCCUAUAGAAGCUGUACAUUUGGAUUAAAAUCCUACAGUUUUGGUUAAAAACCCAUUCCAGCAUGGGCUAUAAUUAACGAUAUUUUUAUAAAUAUAUUUAUAUAUUGAGACAUUUAAAUCCUUGCAAAAAUAGGUGUCCCUUUUCUUUUUUUUUUUUUACAUUUUCUUUUGAUCAUUUUUUGGGAGUAAUUGGGAGAUGAACGGGUUUUCCAUCAAAGAGUUGUGCUGCCUCUUUUGUUGCCCGCCGUGUCCUGGCAGAAUUGCGGCAAAAUUAGCAUUCUUGCCACCUCAACCCACCUAUGCCAUUGUACCUGAAGCGGAAGCACCCCCUGCGACUGGCAGUGGACGUGGCGCAACAGGGAUUAUGGGAAGAUGGAAGCUACAUCUCACGGAUCGUGCCGACUUCCAAUACACUCAGCGGGAGCUGGACACCAUAGAGGUUUUCAUGACCAAGAGUAAUCGAGGAAAUCGAAUCGCCUGCAUGUACAUCCGUUGUGUGCCCGGCGCAAGGUUCACCGUGCUAUUCUCUCACGGCAAUGCGGUAGAUUUGGGCCAGAUGAGCAGUUUCUAUUUGGGCCUUGGAACGCGCAUCAAUUGUAACAUCUUUUCCUACGAUUAUUCUGGAUACGGAGCAAGCUCAGGACGGCCCUCUGAAAAGAAUCUCUAUGCUGACAUUGAUGCCGCCUGGCAGGCUCUGCGUACCCGGUAUGGCAUAUGCCCAGAAAACAUCCUGCUGUAUGGACAGAGUAUUGGCACAGUGCCAACCGUGGACUUGGCAUCCCGCUAUGAGUGCGCAGCUGUGAUCCUGCAUUCACCUCUGACCUCGGGGAUGCGAGUGGCCUUUCCUGACACUAAGAAAACCUACUGCUUCGAUGCCUUCCCAAACAUCGAAAAGGUAUCAAAGAUAAGUUCUCCAGUACUGAUAAUCCACGGGACAGAAGAUGAAGUGAUUGAUUUCUCGCAUGGAUUAGCAUUGUACGAGCGUUGUCCCAAAACAGUGGAGCCACUAUGGGUGGAGGGAGCGGGACACAACGACAUUGAACUCUACAGCCAAUACCUGGAACGUCUACGACGUUUUAUUUCCCAGGAGUUGGUUUCCCAGCAGAGUAACUGAUGCUAUAAAAUACCGACGUCCGUUACCCUACCAGUAUCCCCGAUCUCAAUGGAUACUCCGUAAUAGGACGACUGCUUGUUUUUAUGAACUACUUAAAAUGACUGCAGGUGAAACCAUUAAAAUCUUGUUAAUUUAAACUGCGCAUACUUUGCUCUCUCUGGUACUACAUGCAGUUGCAAUACUGCUAUUGAGCGGGCAAGUAGACUACUUUAAACAGGCAUCUCUCCGUAGAGAGAGCUGAAGGGUGGUGUUUGUGCGACACAUGACAAUGUAUCUCAUCUGUAAUUACGUUCCUCUCCACUCGGCCUUGUAUGCCCUUUUAAAAAGGAAAAAAAAGGAUCGUUAAUAAACACUAAAAUAAAACCCAUUGAGUGGGUUUUUACAUUUUUGCAAGCCCCUUCUUAGUGUUAAAAUAAGUUGACAUGAGUCAUUGGGCAUGAGAUCUAUUGAUUCUAUUAAGGCACUUUGAUAGAAUAUAUUUGGCAUAACAUGCAAUAAGGCAUCUGUAAAUGCCACCAUUUUAAGUCCUUAACUUGUCUAUGGAAUGUUUAGUGAAUUAACUUGAAAGUACAACUUGCUUAUCACCGUCGGCCAUUUUCCUUUUAUUAUAUGUAAGCCCCGAGGUUCAUCUUUCUGCAAAAUGAUUGGUUGGUUACUGCAAACGUGUUUUCUUAUGAAUUUCUAUCUGCAAUUGAUGCAUACGGUGGUAACAGUGCGGAUAGGGAGAAAUCACUUGAGAGAUUAUAUGAUCUGGAUUGAAACCAGACCAUCAGGCAGCUGCAAUUGCAGCAUCCCUAAGAUAACUGGUGGACUGUAAAUUGAGCCCUGGAAUUUAAAAAAAAAUAAAUUUUGUAAUAAGAUUAUACUUAUGUUGAUUUUAACUGUGGACAAGAUCAUAUGUGGUAAGAAGAGAAUAAAAAAUUUAAGAGCAAUAAUGGAAUGUGUGUCAUAGGUGUUUGGCCUUUUGCUAUUAUCGCCAAGGAUGAGGGGAAGUGCUGAACUAAUUUGUUCUUAUUUUUGCUCAUUGAUACAUGUUCAACUACACAAAAAUAAG